Messenger RNA from Toxoplasma gondii ME49, 1509 nucleotides. RefSeq lists its product as hypothetical. The coding region runs from base 424 to 780 and encodes 118 amino acids. Lineage: Eukaryota; Apicomplexa; Conoidasida; Eucoccidiorida; Sarcocystidae. The record is from RefSeq and is a predicted model, not a curated record. The transcript is spliced from 4 exons.
UUACACACUGACACGCGCGGCAGAAACAACGGAACGGCGUUGCGGGCUCAAGAGCGCAGACGAGAGUGAGGCAGAACGUCCCGCUUUGCUCUGUUUUCCCUCGUUCCGUCUCGCGCUGUCUCGCUCCUCGACGCGCAACAGUUUCGCGAGCACACACAGAAAGACGUGGUCUAAAGUUUCGUUUCUUCCCCAAUCCCCGUGUCUUGCGCCGCCGAAACCAAGUUGCGGAGGAAAACUACCGUUGCUCGAAGCACAUUUCUCCUGUCUUUUUUCCGCUGUUCCCCUGGUUUGUCGAGUCCUCCAUCGACCACAAGCCUGGCGGGAAGAGAAGUAACAGCGAGGAGUGCGUUUCCCUUUUGACACGCAGAAUGGUGGACAGCUACGACAACCCCCUGUACAGAAACAAACCAAGCACGCGCGUGCAUGCGGCUCCGGGAGGUGCAUCUUCAAUCUGUUUCAGCGAUGACACCUCGACCGCGCCUCCGGCCGCACAGGUCCCUGCGAUUCCGAGCGCACCCUCAACUGCGCCGUCGAGCUCCAGACCAUCACCGACACCAGCAGCGGGACAACACGGAGUGGCAAAUGACGGAACGAGUCAGGCGAAAACUUCCGUUCGUGUUCACCAGCCUCCUGGAGGAAGAUCUUCAAUUCACUUCGGCUGAGGAAGCUCUCUCUCUGACGGUGAAUACUCUUUUUGGCAGGGGGCUAACUCUCGAAAAACGAUGCCUGACUCCUACAACACAGGAAUACAUGCCUUUCAAGGCUACAGAGAAUACCUAGUGCCUUACUGUUGCGAGAGUGAAAAACAGAGGAUGAGGCUUGUGCUUAGAGUGACUUCCAUUCUUUGCGCACUGAGAGCGUCUUAACCCGUGUGGGAAGAGGUUUGUCAAUGUGCACGCCAUCUCGGUUUCUUUUGGUCUUGUUCUGCCGUGUUGUCUCUGAAAAACGUCGCCGUGAAGUGUGUAUCCAGGGGACUGACUUUUAGUCUAUGUGUUUUUAUUCUUUCUUCUAGCUCAGUGGCCCUGAACCCCGCCACUUCAGUACGUGCACACGUGUGUCCACGCUUAAGUGUAAGGUGAUAUCUUGCCGAAGUACUACAAUGAAGCGGUGUGGAUAUAUAUAUAAAGAAAAACGCCACCUUGUUACCAAAGAAGUUGUGUGAGAGUAAGGUCCUAAAGAUGGCAUUCGACUGUAUGUGAGGACUCCGGCGUUCUCGAACAUAACCGGAGGUUGAAUGUGCCUUCUAAAAGAGCACUGACAGUAAAACAGGAGAUGCCCCUCGAGCAGAGAAUUGAUGGGCCCCCUUUGCAGUCUCACCGGUUGGACAAAGUUUUAAGAAAACAGAUUUUCGGGAGAAAGGUCAUCUACAACAGGAAGCUCAGUGAACAUGAUUGCUUUGCAGCGUUUUUGACCAAAAGAGAGGACGGAACUGGCAGCCAUGUGAAUUGUCAUCUAUUCCAAUCUGUUUGACCACGAACCCCAGUUAGCGGCGGAUUAACGCAUCCUUCA